UCAGCCUUUUAGGUGCGAGAAUAAAGCCACAAACUCAGUUUGAAGUAGACCUUUGUCUUGUGAACCCCAGUUUUACUGACCUGUUGAUAUAUUCAAAAUGUCCACAAGACCCCGACGCGCUGCAGCCACCAAGAAGCUGGUAAUCGAGCUCUCCGACUCGGAUGAGGAACUCAAUCUUACUGGGAACGAUGAUUACAGGCCGCCGGAGACCAAGAGCCGCAGGAUAGAUCGCGCUGCAAAUGCCCUGGCUGGCGGCACCAAGCGCCAGCGAUGGCCCACAGCCAAGAAUGCAGCGCCUGAGGCAGCAGCUCCCAAGAGGAAGCGGGCCAGAAAGGAAAAAGAAGACGAGAAUGCUUGUCCCAAUGAGACCAAUCCGGAACCGGAAGUCCAGGACGCACCGUCAACUUCGAGCCGUCGAAAAGGACCUGUAGCUAGCUCCUCCUCCGAAGCUCCGGCUCCCAAGAGAAAGCAUGCCAGAAAGGAAAAAGAAGACGACAAUGAUUGUGAUAAUGAGAACAAUCCAGAGCAGGAGAAUGCCCCACCAGCUAUGACCCAACCAGAUGGACCUGCAGCCAGCUCCACCACCGGACGGAGCUCCUUCUGGGAGCGCCGGAAGGUGUGGAACAUCCAUGAGCUUCUAGCCGAAACGGAGAACAUUCAGCCGCAGGCAGCGCGGAAUAUUGUGCAGCUCUUUGAGAACGAAAACACCAUUCCUUUCAUAUGUCGGUACCGCCGAGAUCUGGUGGAUCACAUAGCUCCCGAUCGCCUGCGAGACAUUCGCAACACGUAUACAGAGAUCGUGGAUCUGCGCAAGAAGGCCGAGAACAUCGUCAGUCAGUUGGAGCGCGAAAACGUGCUAAAUACGGAAAUUCGCGAGGAGCUGAUGUGCGCCAAGACCAACGAGGAGUUGGAGUUCCUGUACGCUCCUUACAAGCCGGCCAGCAAGGGCACUUUGGCGGAACGGGCCAAAGCUUUGGGCCUGGAGGAAUACGCCGACCGAUUGCUCUACGGCACAGCCCCAAAAGUGAGUCUCUCGGAAAUUGUGGAUCCCGGAAACGAGGACUUGGCCACGGAAGCAUCGGUGAUGAGUGGAAUCUGCAACAUUAUUAUACACAACAUUAGCAAGAAUACAAAUGUGUUGGAGGAAAUUCGGAGAUUACAAAAUGUGCAUCGGGUAUUCCUCAAGUGCAGCAAGACCAAGGAGUCAAGUUCCAGUAAAGCAAGCAAAAGUAAAGUAUCCAGCGGCAUUGCAGACAAAAAACUGGACAGCUCAAAGUUUGAGAACUAUUUCAACUUCCAGGGAGAUAUUAAGACCAUAAAACCCCAUCAAAUGUUGGCCAUCAAUCGUGCGGAGAAGCACAAGUUCCUUUCAGUCAAAUUAGAGACAAACGACUACCUUAAACGAGAUCUGAUGCGCUUCAUAACAGAUCAGUACAUGAACGAAGGACUGCAUUAUCCUUUGCGAAGGGAGGUGUUUACAAAAUCGCUGGAGGAAUGCUACUUAAAGAAAUUGCAGCCGCUGAUGUGCAGGCAGAUUCGGGCUGAUUUGAAGGAAAAGGCCCAAAAGGCAGCUAUUGAUACAUUUGCCAAGAACCUGAAGCAACUGCUGCUGAUGUCCCCCCUCAAAGGCGAGCGCAUUUUGGGCAUAGAUCCUGGCUACACAAAUGGCUGCAAACUGGCGGUUAUAUCCGAGACGGCCGAUGUGCUGGACACGGGAGUUAUUUACCCCCAUGGUGCCAGGUCCAAUAAGCGGGGAGCCGAGCAAAAACUAGUACAGCUUCUAUCGGAUCACAACUGCCAAAUUAUUGCCCUGGGCAAUGGAACCGCCUGUCGAGAGACUGAGCACUGGCUAACAGACAUGUUCCACUCUGGCAUCCUGGACAGCACGAGCAUUCGGUACAGCAUCGUUAACGAAAACGGCGCUUCUGUUUACUCCUGCAGCGAUGUGGCCGCCAAGGAGUUUCCCAAAAUGGAUACCAACGAAAGGAGUGCAGUAUCCAUAGCGCGUCGCUUAAACGAUCCGCUGAGUGAGUACGUGAAGAUAGAACCAAGACACCUGGGAGUUGGCAUGUAUCAGCACGAUGUCUCCGAGAAAAUUCUGACAGAAUCGCUAAAGAACGUCGUGUCUGAAUGUGUCAGCUAUGUGGGCGUGGAUCUAAAUACAGCCAGUUUAAGUGUGCUCAAGCACAUUGCUGGUCUGUCGGAGAAGAAGGCCGAGAAGAUCAUAGAGUACAGGACGCAAAAGGGACCCUUUCAAACCCGCAAGGAUCUGCUCUCGGUGCGAACUAUAGGCGAGAAAUCCUUUGUCCAGUGCGCCGGCUUUGUGCGCAUUGAACCGCUUAGCGUGGGAGGACGACUACAGAACCCAUUGGACUGCACUUGGGUGCAUCCGGAAAGCUAUAAAGUGGCGGAAAGUAUCGUGGGAGAAUGUGACUUGAAGCUGUCAGAUGUAGGAAAGGCUGGCUUUAUAGCCGGCAUCAAGAAGUUUGCCGAGUCCCAAUCGAAACUCGAUCGCAUAGCCAAGCAACACAAGCUUCCCAUGGAAAGGUUGGAGUUUCUGCUGGUUGCCCUGCAGCGUGAGUUGCUUCAAGAUUAUCGAGCUGACCUGGACAAGCGGCCAUUAUUUAAACAAGGCCUAACAAGGCUAGAUGAUCUCAGCAUGGGCGAUGUAGUUACUGGUGCUGUGACCAACGUUACCCAGUUUGGCGCUUUCGUGGACGUCGGCGUGGAACGCGAUGGUCUCAUACACAAGAGUCACAUGAAUAACAGCGAGCUGAGCAUCGGCGAUCGCAUUGUGGCAUCGGUGGUAAAGGUGGAUCUGCAGCGACGCCAGCUGGGAUUGCGUUUGGAGAAUAUGCUGGUGGAGACGGACACGUCGUUCACUUUCAAGACGGAGGAUUAAAGACAAAACUGCAGGGAUUUAAUGCUUUCGGAAGUAUUUAAUGAUUCAUAUCGUAAUUGUUUGGUUGCUCACAUGAGCAUUCAUAUAUACUAUAUAUAGUUCAUAUAUAUAUGUGUAUAUGCAUAGUAUAACGGCUUUCCUAAGUUUACUCAAAGCUUAUCAGUUAGUAAUAAAUGUUCACAUAAAAAUCACCGUCUCCACGUUCGUCAUCUUGUUUCCCUUC
This is a messenger RNA of Drosophila takahashii, 3125 nucleotides long. RefSeq lists its product as uncharacterized. The record is from RefSeq and is a predicted model, not a curated record. Gene Ontology annotation, biological process: nucleobase-containing compound metabolic process; translation. Lineage: Eukaryota; Metazoa; Arthropoda; Insecta; Diptera; Drosophilidae. Gene Ontology annotation, molecular function: mRNA binding; structural constituent of ribosome.